Molecule: messenger RNA, 543 nt
Organism: Lobosporangium transversale
Lineage: Eukaryota; Fungi; Mortierellomycota; Mortierellomycetes; Mortierellales; Mortierellaceae
Exons: 5
Coding region: 157-444 (95 amino acids)
Molecular function (GO): protein binding
Source: RefSeq, a predicted model, not a curated record
AGAAAGGAAAGACAGUAGUAGGCUCGAGUCACAAUAAAAAGAGCGCAGACUAAGGAGAUCUUCCUUCUUUCUCUCUCUCUUUUUCUUCAUCUUCUUCCUUCUCUAGCACCCUUCCUCUAAUCUAUUCCCUCAUUUCGAAAUAAAUAAAAAAAUAUAAUGGAGGCUCCUCUUCCCCCUGGAUGGAUCGCACAGUAUGACGCAACCCAUCAACGAAACUUUUACGUUGACACUGCAACUGGCAAAUCGCAAUGGGAUCAUCCUGGUCCUGCUGGCGCCCACAAUCCGCCUGCAUACGCUCCUCCAGCUGCCGCUAAGGUAGACAUGCCUUCUCCAUCAACUAGCUCCGCGCAUGACAAAGGUCAUAAAGGCAAACAUUAUAAGCACUCGAAACAUCAAAAACAUUACAAACAUUCCAACUAUGGCCGCCACAAGCAUCACAAAUAAGGACCUUACUCGUUCGUCUAUCAUCAGAUGCCCUGCUUCUUUUGCCUUCCAUACCUACUUGAUUAUAAACACAAUAAAAUCUAUACUGUAUUUUUAUGA